Molecule: messenger RNA, 333 nt
Organism: Rotaria socialis
Lineage: Eukaryota; Metazoa; Rotifera; Eurotatoria; Philodinida; Philodinidae
Source: the annotation of a GenBank genome assembly
AUGACAAGUGAAGAAUAUUCAGUUUUUAGUGUCGACGAAGUAUCCAAUAUAAUUAAAGAAGUCAUUGAAAGACUUAUCGGUAAUCAUGCAUAUCAACACGAUCAAGUUACUCGAUGGACAGCAGAUAUUGUUGAUCAAAUUCUAACGGAAUUAACUAAUUUAGGCAAACGAUUUAAAUAUAUUGUACAAGCCGUAAUAGUACCAAAGAAUGGAACUGGUUUACAUGCAGCCAGUUCUUGCUAUUGGAAUGAUAUAACUGAUGGGAGUUGUACACUUCGUUGGGAAAAUAAAUAUGUUCAUGCUGUUGUUUCUGUCUUUGGCUUGUCUAUUUAA